This is a messenger RNA of Cyprinus carpio (common carp), 1382 nucleotides long. RefSeq names its product adenine phosphoribosyltransferase (gene aprt). Gene Ontology annotation, cellular component: cytoplasm. Gene Ontology annotation, molecular function: adenine binding; AMP binding; adenine phosphoribosyltransferase activity. Lineage: Eukaryota; Metazoa; Chordata; Actinopteri; Cypriniformes; Cyprinidae. The record is from RefSeq and is a predicted model, not a curated record. Gene Ontology annotation, biological process: adenine salvage; AMP salvage.
AGGAAGUGUGUGCUAUUGGUUGGUCCGAGCACGUGGCCUUCCCGUUUCAGUCCAAAAUAUUCACACAGCGCGUCAUGGCAGAGAAACUGGAUCUAAUCUCUAAGUGCAUUAGAACUUUCCAUGAUUUCCCUACAAAGGGGAUUCCAUUCAAGGAUAUUUGUCCGAUCUUGAAGGAUCCGAAGGCGCUGGCUGCAGUGACCGAUCUGUUCGAGGAGCACGUGAGGCGCACGUACCCUCAGGUGGAUCUUAUAGUCGGUCUUGACGCUCGAGGAUUUCUAUUUGGGCCGCUUUUGGCUCAGAGGUUAGGUGUAGGAUUUGCUCCAAUCCGAAAAAAAGGGAAGCUCCCUGGCCCAACGUUAUCAGUAGCUUAUAGUCUUGAGUAUGCGAAGGCCGAGGCGGAGAUUCAGGAAGACGCCGUUUCUGCGGGACAGAAGGUCCUGAUCGUUGAUGAUUUACUGGCUACUGGAGGAACCCUGUAUGCAGCGUGUGAGCUGAUCAAACAGCAGAAGGCAGAGGUGCUGGGCUGUUUGGUGGUGAUUGAACUGAAGUAUCUCAACGGAUCAGAGAAGCUGCAAUCAACCCCUGUGUUCUCUCUAAUACAGUACUGACAGUACUACUGCUUAUGUGGGGGGAGUCUGGUUUAUCUUAGCCAUCUGAAAUGAAUUAUAUGGUUUACGGUUCAGGAACAUGAAGAACUUCCAAUCAUGUUUUGAUGGUCUUAAUUCAACUUUGACAAAUAACCAGAAACUAAAAAAAAGAGACAGGCUUCAUAGGGAGUCACUUACUAAGUAGAAGCAAUCAGUAGCCAAAAAAAAAGAAAUCUAUAUAGUGUGAAUGUAAUCUUCAGUAAAGCCGUUUCAUAAACACUCUCCCUAGGCUUCAUGGGAUAGCAAAAUGUUUGUUGUAUGCACACUUUAGAAGUUGCCUCUAGCUGCUUAUGAAUACUCCAGACAUGCCGCUCUGCUUGCAUACUGUUUUUCACCUAUUAUACAAAAGUAAAUGUACCUGAUUUCAGACUCUUAAUCUUCCAGUUUGUGAAUAUGAAACAACGUUGCUUGCAUGAACUUGUUUAUUGUAAAUGAAUCAAUGCACAUUAACUCGAUGAACUUUACCGUUUAAGUUACCAAAGAAGCCAAACUUGUGUAGAACUACAUUGAACUGCCUUUAUACAAAUGACUUUUUACAUGUCUACAUUUAUGAACAAUAAUUGUGCUAAGAUGCAAAAAUCACAACAGAAACAGCAGUUAAAAACAGUGACCACCAGACUUGAAAGUUUUGGAAAAUGCAAAACAGACUGAACAAAUUAAAAAGUAAUAAUGUCAUCUAAAUGUUAAAAUCCAGGCAUAAUCUGUAAUAAAGUAUUGCACAUGGUAUUCUCUCGA